AUGAUCGUCAAGCGCAGGACUUCUGGACACGUAGUUCUACCUGUCUUCUAUGAUGUGGAUCCGUCUAAAGUGAGGAAGCAAAUCGGCAGUUUCGAAGGAGCAUUUACAAGGCAUGAAGAGAAACUCAAAUCAGAAACAGGUGGACUGGCGAAAGAGAAAUUGAAGGAUAAGCUAGGAACAUGGAGGGCUGCGCUUAGAGAAGUUGCAGAUUUGGCCGGGAUGAAUUUACAAAAUCAAACACGAGCAAAACAUCAAGAAAAUUAUAAAAGUGGUUGGAGACAAGCUAAGUUGCACAUCAUUGAACAUCAUCCCCAACUUGGUCGGAAUGCAUUCCCGAGUAAAAAAAUUCAGAUUUGGUUAGAAGAUGGGCUAAGUAAUGUUGGCAUAGUUGCAGUUUGUGGAAUGGGUGGAAUAGGCAAGACAACCACUGCAACAUUUCUGUACAAUUUGAACUUCCCUAGAUUUGAAGGAGCUGCUAUGAUUAAAGAUGCUUUAUGUCGCAAAAAAGUUUUUGUAGUUCUUGAUGAUGUGGAUAAACUUGACCAAUUAGAUGCACUACUUGGAGUGCGAGGUUGGCUUUUUUCAGGAAGUAAAAUCAUCAUAACUACUAGGCAUGAGCGGUUGCUAGGGGCUUAUGAAUUUUAUAAGGUGCAUAGGCUUGAAAAUCUGAGUGAGGAGGAAUCCCUAGAGCUCUUUAGCUGGCAUGCCUUUGGGAAAUGUUGUCCAAACAAUGGGUAUGGAGAAGUGUCAAAAAGGGCAGUAAGCUACUGUGGAGGGCUUCCUUUAGCAAUUAAAGUUCUAGGUCUUUCUCUCGAUAAGGAUUCUACAGUGACAAUCUUAGACAGAUGUGAAUUUUACACAGUGGUUAGGAUUCAAAACCUUGUGGAUAGAUGUCUGAUAUCGAUUGGUAGAGGAAAUACGUUGGUAAUGCAUCAUUUGCUUCAAGAAAUGGGAAGAGAAAUUGUUCAUCAAGUAUCACCAAAGGAGCCAGGCAAACGUAGCAUCCUCUGGAAUUCUAACGACGCAUUAAGGGUUUUGAGAGAAGACACUAUAAGAAUUAUACUUUGCUCUUUAUGUAUAUUUGGCACAAGCGAAAUAGAAGGCCUCAAAUUCGAUAUAUGUCUGUUGAAACAAGAUGCAUAUGCUAGUACGGACUUUGGUGACAAUAGAAGAAGUCGCCUUGAAGAGUUCCUUAAGAAGCGCUUAUUGUCAAAUUUGGGCGUUUCGUAUAAAAGAUAUGGUUUCAGUAUCUUCUCCUCUCACCUCAAUCCCACUGAUCCAGAAAAUUCAAAUCAAGUAGCUUUGGAAGCUGAUGCAUUUGCACGGAUGCGCAAACUAAAACUUUUGCAGUUGAAUCAUAUAGAUAUUAGUGGGCCCUAUAAAAAGUUUCCCAAGGAAUUAAGAUGGUUGUGCUGGCAUGGAUUCCCACUUAAGUCCAUACCUUGUGAUUUCCCUUUGGAGAGUUUGGUUGCUCUUGACAUGCAAUAUGGCCGCUUAAAAAAUGUAUGGGAAGGAACCAAGAUUUGGGAGACUGCAAAAGUUAAGAGGAAUCUUCGGAGUAGCAUUUGUAUGCUAAAACAUUUGGAAAUGCUUGUCAUCUCUGGUUGCUCAAAUCUCGAUGGAUUGCCAACAAAUUAA
Molecule: messenger RNA, 1638 nt
Organism: Rhododendron vialii
Lineage: Eukaryota; Viridiplantae; Streptophyta; Magnoliopsida; Ericales; Ericaceae
Product: disease resistance protein RPV1-like
Exons: 6
Coding region: 1-1638 (545 amino acids)
Biological process (GO): signal transduction; defense response
Molecular function (GO): ADP binding
Source: RefSeq, a predicted model, not a curated record